Messenger RNA from Aspergillus glaucus CBS 516.65, 432 nucleotides. RefSeq names its product 60S ribosomal protein eL24. Gene Ontology annotation, molecular function: structural constituent of ribosome; mRNA binding. The record is from RefSeq and is a predicted model, not a curated record. The transcript has 3 exons. The annotation marks the transcript as partial. Gene Ontology annotation, cellular component: cytosolic large ribosomal subunit. Gene Ontology annotation, biological process: cytoplasmic translation. Lineage: Eukaryota; Fungi; Ascomycota; Eurotiomycetes; Eurotiales; Aspergillaceae.
AUGCGUACCUACGACGAUUCUUUCAGCGGUCAGAAGAUCUACCCUGGAAAGGGUAAGCUGUUCGUCCGUGGCGACAGCAAGAUCUUCCGCUUCCAGAACGGAAAGUCCGAGUCGCUUUUCCUCCAGCGCAAGAACCCUCGCCGGAUAUCCUGGACUGUCCUCUACCGUCGCCAGCACAAGAAGGGUAUCUCUGAAGAAGUUGCUAAGAAGCGCUCUCGCCGUGUCGUGAAGUCCCAGCGUGCCAUCGUCGGUGCCUCUCUCGAUGUGAUCAAGGAGCGCCGCAACCAGCGCCCCGAGGCCCGUGCCGCCGCUCGCCAGGACGCCAUCAAGCAGGCCAAGGAGAAGAAGGCCGCUUCCGAGAGCGCUAAGAAGGCUGACAAGGCCAAGUCCGCCGCCGGUGCCGCCAAGGGUGGUGCCAAGCAGGGUGGUAAG